Messenger RNA from Oreochromis niloticus (Nile tilapia), 924 nucleotides. RefSeq lists its product as uncharacterized. The transcript is spliced from 3 exons. NCBI's taxonomy places the organism in Eukaryota, Metazoa, Chordata, Actinopteri, Cichliformes, Cichlidae. The record is from RefSeq and is a predicted model, not a curated record. The coding region runs from base 163 to 924 and encodes 253 amino acids.
UUUUCUUCCGUCCUUAACUCCUUUUUAAAGAGGAACCAAAACAACUAUUUGGUUGUGAUAUUUUACAUCACAAAAGUAUGAAUUUUGUUUUUGAUUACACUGUUUUUUUUUGUUUUUUUUUUUACCAAACAGGACUGAGAUCAUGAUCUAGUCCCUGACGAAAUGUCAAGUUUAGAAAAAUGUUUUGCAUGUGGAGGACCUUUUUCGCCUCUGAAAUGGAGUGGUGUGAGAUGUGAAGUUUGCUACCAGUCCUGGCACAAAAGAUGUUAUGUUAGCCACAAGGUGAACCUCACUGAACCUCUUCCAGAGGUCUUUAGUGAAGAUAGUUCAAGUGAGGGGGCUUCAUCAGAAGAGGAAUAUGUGCCAGAUUCUAUAGCUGACUCAGACAGCUCAUGGGACAACAAAUCAGAGCCUUUAAAUAUAAGUUGCAAACAAGUACAGAACUCUGAGAUCUCCAGCAGUCAAUCUGCUUGCAAAACGAAAAGACCUCGCCUAGAAAGUUUUUUAGAGAGAGUAGGACAAAGAAUUUCAGAAGAUGCCGAAUCAAUAUCUGAAGAUGGAAUUGGCACAAGACAGCUCGACGUAUCAGGGGUUAUUGCCACAGCAGAAAAGUCUGAUGCUGAAGGCAUUGUUGAUGACUCUGAUACUACGGCUGAAGAUUCCUUAAAAACAUCCUCCUCACUAAGAAACAAAACAUACUGCUACAUUUGUGGAAAACUACAGACAAAGUUUACACGUCAUUUAAAAACUCAUGAGAAAUCACAUGCAGAUGUUGCUCGAGUUUUAAGUCUUCCCAAGAAGUCCAAAGACCGUUUGAAAAUGCUUUCUAAGCUGCGAAACAAGGGAAACCACAGACAUAACUCGGAGGUCAUCGCAAGUGGGAUUGGAUCAUUAAAAACCAGACGCACAUCAAAAAAUCCCUAA